Messenger RNA from Pseudo-nitzschia multistriata, 2871 nucleotides. The record is from the annotation of a GenBank genome assembly. NCBI's taxonomy places the organism in Eukaryota, Bacillariophyta, Bacillariophyceae, Bacillariales, Bacillariaceae.
CUCCAACAAUUAGUAGUAAAACAGAAGCCAAUCCACCAAUAAAGAGCGCACGGAAGCGAGCUGUGUACCUUUGUAAAUUGAUUCAUUGGACAGAACACACACAGUACACAGUAUACAGUACUUCAUAAAGCAACCAUGUCCUCGGCAAGGCGACCUGGAGCAAGUGCCAGGAAAAAGGGUGCAUCUGCAUUCGCAUCGGGUGGAUCCGCGAGGCCCUCCUCCAGACCGACCUCGUCGUCCUCCUCCUCAUCCAGGCCCCACACCUCGUCCUCCUCAUCCAGGCCCUACACCUCCUCCAGACCGACUAGCUCGUCUACUUCCAGACCGACCAGCUCUUCUUCUUCUAGACCAACCUCCAAGUCGCAACACAAAUCCUCGUCUUCGGGCUCGGGUCCCAGGAGAGGAAGUGGGAGGACCAGCAGAGAAGCCCACGUCCCCGGGGGCGCCAAGCAAGAACCCCAGCGGGGCCUGAUGGAAAUGGUUCACAAACGAUUCACGGAGGAUGUUUUUAAUACCGCUGCAAGUGAGUGAAAGACAAUCAAAACCAACACAAGGGAACGAAUCGUUGCUGUUGUAGAUUAGAUUUGCAGAUGCAGUGUUGGGUUUGGUUUAUGGUGUGUUUUCUGAUGUAUUCUCAUGCGUUUGUUGCAAUGUUCUCGAACAAUUUCUAUUCCAACGCAAAUCUUACUCAUUGUGCGCACAGAAGCUCACCCUGGGUGGAAAGUAUUGAUCGUCGAUGAACCGGGUAUGAAGGUGGUUUCUUCAGCUGUUGGAAUGUACGACAUUAUGGAACAGCAGGUCUCGGUUGUCGAAUCCCUUGAAAAGAAACGGGCGCCUUUCAAACACAUGGGAGCAGUUUAUAUUAUAUCCCCUACCCAGGAUAGCAUCCGGCGUUUGUUGGAGGACUACGAAGACAAAAAGAAAGUCCUUUAUGGGGAUGCCGUCUUUCUUUACUUUUUGGCGCCCGUUCCAAAAAUUUGGAUGGAAGACCUCAAGCAAUGCAAGCAGCUCGUUAAACGUCUAAAGGCUAUGGCCGAAAUUAAUGUAGACUUUUUGGUUCGAGAGCAGCGUGCCUUUGUUUUGGACAUGAAGGAUCCAUUCGUCUCCUUGUUUCAGGGAAACGGAAUGAAAGCAGUGGAAUUGAAAUCUGCCCAAAAACUCGUUACACUUUGUGCCACCCUCAACGAAUACCCUUACAUUCGCUACAAGCAGAAUUCAAAUAUUUGCAGUGGUAUAGCGUCGAUAUUCAAAAUGAAAAUGGACGAAUUUGUUGGCAACAACCCCGGGUGGUGGUAUCACGGGAGCGGAAACUGCCCAUCGAGAAACUCGGAGAGAGACCGAUCCACCUUGCUACUCUUGGAUCGUUCGAACGAUUGUUUGACCCCGUUAAUGCACGAUUUCAACUACCAAGCCAUGGUUAAUGACCUGCUACACGUGGAGGGUGACAAAAUCACCUACAAAGCAGAUUCAAAAGAAAACCCGAAGAAAAAGGAGGAAAAGGACGUCUUGCUCAACGAGAAGGACAAGUUGUGGGUCGAAUUGAGAGGAGAUCACGUGGCGAAGGUCAUCGAAAUCUUGACGAACCGAAUCUCAGAAAUUCAAAAUUCUUCGACUAGCAUGGUAGCUCGUAAGGAUAAAAAGUCAUCGAAUAUGACGCUUGCUCAACUCGCAUCAGCCUUGAAAGACCUCCCUGAAUACCAAGAGGUGACAGCAAAGUUGUACCAGCACAUGCAUCUCGCACACGAAUGCAUGGAUGAGUUUAAGAAAGCUGGUUUGUUGGAACUAAGCGAUUUGGAACAAACGUUAGCCACUGGCAAGGACGAAGACGAUCGCAACACGAAGCUUAGUGAUACGAUCAGCAGGUGCGAGGCUGACCUCAUCAGGAUUCGAGAGCCAACAGACAGGCUUCGUUUGGUUCUGAUUGCUAUAAUCAGCCAGAACGGGUUGACCAGCGGGGACAAGGAGCGCCUGCUCCGCGCGGCCCAGCUUGGCCGACCGGAGCUGCAAACCCUGGAGAGUCUUCGCAAGAUCGGUAUCAAAACGAUGAACAAUAAUCCGGGAUCAUCAUCAAACGAGAAAAAGGGUGGCUUUCUAGGGUAAGUGUUGCGUUGCCACGUGGGUCAAUUUUCACCAUGCUCUUGUACGAAAGAAUUGUGCUUGUGCGUCCGUGUUUGUGUUAAUGUUUGUUCUCACCAGUUACCUAUCUUUCGUGUUUUUUCGUUUCGUCAGAGGUUUACGAAAUAGAUCUUCGUCCAUCGACUCUGAUGCGGACAACGAGUACACAAGCAGUCGUUAUACGCCGCCUCUCAAGAGAAUCUUGAAAGAUUUGGUUACCAACCAGCUUAGUACCCAGGAGUACCCGAGUGUUAUUCCCAUGCCGUUAGCCUCCAAUUCCUCAUCAGGUUUGGCUAGCAGCGCACGGCGUCGUGGAAAGGCCGAGAGCGGUGGCAAGAGAAAAGGUGGGACCGACAAGUGGGGCAAGAAAACAUCGAAAGAUAGCGGCCCUUCCCAUUACGAGGGAGGACGAAACAUUCUGUUCAUGGUCGGUGGUCUCUCGUACGCAGAAUUACGUGUGGCUAGAAAUAUCAUGGAAAAAGAGUCAAGAGAGAUUAUUGCCGGUGCCACAAAGUUUAUUAGUCCGGAUCAAUUCAUCGACGAUCUGAAAACGCUUGUAGAUUAGGUUAUACAAUUAUAUUUAUGAACGAAGUUGUUACGUGAAGACUGGAACACAAGGUUCCUGCAAAAGUUUUCGCUGGAUGAAGGAAUAAACUCUUCCGAAGAAUAAUUCUAUUUUGACGGGAGUGAUCAAAACAAACUAGGAAGCACAUGGCGAGUGGGUCUGUAUGGUUGUAAUAAUAUCUGUCUAAUGAA